This is a messenger RNA of Diorhabda sublineata, 4290 nucleotides long. RefSeq names its product 3'-5' ssDNA/RNA exonuclease TatD. The coding region runs from base 159 to 1070 and encodes 303 amino acids. NCBI's taxonomy places the organism in Eukaryota, Metazoa, Arthropoda, Insecta, Coleoptera, Chrysomelidae. The transcript has 6 exons. The record is from RefSeq and is a predicted model, not a curated record. Gene Ontology annotation, molecular function: single-stranded DNA 3'-5' DNA exonuclease activity. Gene Ontology annotation, cellular component: cytosol.
AUUUGACAGUAGACAUCAACAAGUAAAUUUUUGACACGAACGCUAGACCUGGAUCCAAUAUUUUAAUGUUUGUAGUCAGUUUUUUAUAAUUAGAUUAUAUUUAUUAUAAUUGCCAAUUAAAAAUUUUUACUGUUUAUUCUCAAACGUAUUUACGUAACAUGGCAGCUCAAGUAGAGAACCAGGAUUUAUUAGAUAUGGAAAAAUACUACGAAAAUUACAUUCUUAUUGAUAUUGGUGCUAAUCUCACAAAUAAAAAGUAUAGUAGGGAUUUAGAUUCAGUUAUACAAAGAGCUAAAGAUUCAGGUGUUAGAAAAAUUAUGGUAACUGGAACUUCCGUAAAAGCAAGCAAAGAGGCUCUUAGGUUAACCCGAAUAUAUCCAGAUACCUUAUACUCUACAGCAGGUAUACACCCUCAUGAUGCAAAAUCUUAUACAGACGAAUCAUGGGAUGAGUUAAGGCAUAUAGCAAACAAUACAGAGUGUGUAGCAAUUGGAGAAUGUGGAUUAGACUACAACAGAAAUUUUUCGGAUCCAGAAGAUCAAAAACUAGUGUUCAGAAAGCAUGUCGAAUUAGCCAUUGAAACGAACAAACCAAUAUUUGUACACGAACGAGAUGCCCACGAAGAUCUACUGAAGGUUCUAGACGAAUACAGUGCUAAGUUACCCCCUGUUGUGAUACAUUGUUUUACAGGUACUCAAGACCAAGCUCUAGCAUAUCUUGAUAAAGGGUUUUACAUAGGACUAACAGGAUACUUAUGUAAAGAUAAAUCAGACGUUGGAGUGCGGAAGCUUCUGGAAUCAGGAUCUUUACCUCUAGAUAGGUUAGUUGUUGAAACAGACUCCCCAUUUAUGUAUCCCAAUACUCGUGCCUCCAAAUUGCCAGAUCAAGUUAAGGAUAGUUUAACAGAAAGAUCGAUGAUGUUUCUGCACCGUUAUUGUACAUUUCAACGGAACGAACCUUGCUCAUUACCCGCCAUUGUCGAAAUGAUAGCAGCUUUUAUGAAAAAGAAACCGGAAGAGGUAGCGUUAGCGACAUCUUUUAAUUCUAUGAAAUUGUUCGGUUUAUCGUAAUUGUUGACAAAGGCAGAUAUAAAAAGAUGAUAUAUGAUAUGUCCGAAAGGACAAUAUAGAUCGAGGUUUAUAUCUUGCUGAUGAUUUUUUAUAUUCAGCCCUAUUUCAAAACAUCUUUUUUGUGUGUGUGCUUUCGUUGGCAUUGUUAAUAAUAAAAAUGAUCUGUCAACAAAAAUAUGUCACUUUUAAAAAAUAUUAUCACAUUAUUCGUCUGAGAUAAGGCUGAUAGUUGUUAAAUUUUUGGAAUUUAAUUUAAAGUUGCCAUUUAUAUAUAUUUUUGCUAUUUUGAAGUUAUAUUUAUACAGAUACACAUAUAUUUUUAUUACUUAUUUUUCAUUAGGGCUUCCAAAAUUACGGAAAUGCCAAUUAUGUAACUAAUUACGCAGCUUUUUCCUCCAAAUAUGUAAUUACGUAAUUUUUCCUAUUUUUCUUUAUAUCGACUAUGAAUUUUUGUAAAUUCUGUAGAUAGAGUAUCUACAAUUUUUACAAUUAUCUUUUACUAUCUCAAAUUCAAGGAAUUAUCAAGAUGAACACAAUAUUUGACCAAAAAAAUAUUUAUUUAAGAACUUAUCAUCGUACAUCAGUUAAGUUAAACCAUUUUGUUUUGUCACCCAGGGAACUUCUUAGUUCAGUUCAAAAAUAUUGGGCGGAUGUAAAGGCUCUCUCGGUUUCAAUACUGCAGUCAAAAAAACGACCACCGCCAAAUGACAAAAAAAAUACUAACAAACAAUCAUUAUUCUAAAAAACAUUGAGGUUGAAAGACACAAAGUAGACAAAUUUUGAAAGAAAAGAAGAGAUCACAAGAAAAAUGAAAAUACGAACAAACAAUCAGUAUCUUGAAGAACAUUGAAGUUGAGAGGCACAUUUUGAUAUAAAAUUGAUAUUUCAUGAAUUUGAAGGAUGAAUUUUAGAAGGAAAAUUAAAAUAUUUCAAGGAUUCAAAGCGAAUAUAUCACAAAAAUUGAAGUUGGGAGACACAAAGUAGAAAACUUUUGACAUAAAAUUGAAGAUAUUUCUUGAAUUUGAAGCAAUAAGAUUGAAGGAGGAAUUUUGGAAGAAAAAUCGACAACUUAAAGCGAACGGUUCCUCCGUUUAAUGUUAAACUGAAGUUUAAACUACCCCCAGACCGUCGUUAACGUUUAAACCGUAGUUUGUCGGUAAACGCCAUAUAUAAUCGAUAUCUGUAGUUUAAUCUGACGUUUUAGGUUUAAACUUCAAUUAUAAUAGAACUUUUUUUGCAAGAUAUAACUAACGAUAAAAUAAACUGCGGGGAAUCCCCUGUUUGUAUAGUGUUGCCACAUUAGGUAUAACUGGUACUUAUAAUGCUUUUUUAUUGGUUGACUAUUCUGAUUGAUUCAAUACCUAACCUAACUUAACCAACAAUUACAUAAGUACAGAAUUGACAUCUCCAGUUACGGAAUUUAAAAUGAGUUCGUAAUUACGUAAUGGAAGCCCUAUUUAUAACACUAAGAGUACAUAGAUACUCUUAGUACAUCUAUAAACUGACGGUUCCUUUAGUAAACGUUGAACUUGCCUUACGAUAUAUUUACAAAAAAAAAACUGAAUCAAAUUCAGUUGUCUUUUUAAUAGUUUGUAGCAAAUUGUAUCAAAUAUAUUUUAGUUUUCAAUAAAAACAAUUGUAGAGUUUAUAGAGCAAGAACCAGCGGUAAAAAACGUUAAAACUGUGGAAUUUUGUUAAUCUACUUCGAUUUUUAUGAAAAUUUGGAUUUAAGCUCUACUUACUUACGAAAUCUACCCUGUCCCGAAGGAAGGGUGCUUUUUAUUUUUAAAACGUGAAAACUAUCCCUUAUUGUAAAAAAAUUUAAAAUGUUCUAUUUUACCAUGUAUUUGAGUAAAAUACAGUUUAAAUGAAUUAUUCGUAGAUCUGUUGAUAUUUUCAAAAAAGUUUUUGAUUAAUUGGACUCAUACAACCCCUUCAAACGCCAUCCUCUGAGGGUAGUAAUAUUGAAAACUUUUUUUUCUCAAAGACACUUAUUAUAAUCCCGAUUUUCAUGAAAAUUUGAUUUCAAGCUCUACUUCUACGAGAUCUUCCCUGUGCCGAACCGGGCUUUUUUUAUAUUUUGGAGAGGUGUAAACUACCCAUUAUUGCAAAAAAAUUUAAAAUCUCACGAUUUUAUGCAUGUUUCGGGUAAAAUGAAGUUUAAAUGUAUUAUUCGUAAAUCUGUUGGCAUUCUCAAACACGUUUAUGAUCAAUCAGGUUCAUGCAACCCCUCCAAAUCAUCCCCUAAUCAUAUGAAAAGUUGAAAAAUAAUUUCAACGAUUUUUUUAUAAUUAAAAAUUAUGCAAAAAUGUAUUUAUAUUGAAUUGAGAAUAUUAUGUCAGUAUUUUUGAGAAGCAAAAGCACCCUUCCGCACAGGGUAGAUUUUAUUAAUGUUAUAAAUACUACCUUCAUACCAAUUUUCAAGAAAAUCGACCUCGAUUAUCAAAAUUACAUGGGAAAUUGGCUGGUACCUGGCCUAUUAGAUUUUGUCUUUGAGAACAGUAAAUUAUUAUUGGGAUAUCAAAACAUGAGGCUGGAACUUCAUUUAAUGGAGAUCCCUAGUCCCAAACAAAUUUCAGAAGCUUAUAAAUGAUAUUUUUCCCAUUUUACACGUUUUUCAUUAUAUUUUGGAUUGUAAUUUAGAUUAUAUGUACAAGGUGUCUAACCUAACUUCAGUUUUGUGUUUGAAAAUUCAUUUUGCAAAUUUUGACAAUUAGCCUCAUUUUUAUUUUGCGGAAUUUUCCAAAUAUAAUGAUUUUUGAAUAAAAAUAUUUCCCAAACCGUACAGAAAUCAAAUAGGUUGAUUUCAUGAUAAUUACCUUUUUACCACCAAAUCAAAAAAAUGCAGUAAAAUUUAGGGUGUUCCAUAUAAAAUUCCGAUACAGAAGUAUUGGGACACCCUGUAUAAUUCAAAAAUUCCUUUAAAUAAACAAAACUUUUGUAAUUAAAGUUUUUUGAUAACUCUUACAGGUUUUGAAGAAAGUAUAUGGGUAACCUUAUGUUUGACACCUUGUACAUAGUAUUUACAUUGUUGUCAUUUUUAUGGUAAUACUACAAAUGUUAUUGUUUAAAAUUAAUUAUUGUGUAUAUUUAUUUAUUUUUAAAAAUUUUGAAAUAACACUCGUUUUCCAAAUUGCUCAGCAGGUGCUACAAGUUUCAUAUUUAUCAGUAUGUUGUAUGCAUAUCAUAUAAAUGUGAAAAAUAAAAUUCUAUUUUUGAA